AGCGCAGUGUAGUGGAAUGUAGUUGCCAUUAGUGGGAGUUGAACUGAGGCUGGCUAACAGCUAGCCUGCUAUGUUGAGUUGCUGAGCUGGAGACGCAGAGGAUAGUGAUGAAAACAUGCCUCACUUCACAGUGGUACCGGUGAAGGAUCAAGCUCAGGACAGAUACGACAGUCUAGAGGGGAUUAACUGGGUGGAUUACAGGGACACUGGACAGGACUUCCCUGGUCACCAGGACACUGUCAGCUCUGAUGGACAUGGGAAUCAUAAAGAAGACAGUCCGUUUCUUAACAGUGCUGACGCUGCCAGCAAGAAGAAUGACUUCUAUGACAGGAACCUGGCAUUGUUUGAGGAAGAGCUGGACAUCCGGCCCAAGGUUUCGUCUCUGCUCAGCCGCUUGGUCAGCUACACCAACAUCACCCAGGGGGCCAAGGAGCACGAGGAGGAGGAGAGCGCUGAGGCCUCACGUAGGAAGACCCCCAAGUCUCCCAACAUGGGCACUCUGAUGGGAGUCUACUUACCGUGUCUCCAGAACAUCUUCGGUGUCAUUCUUUUCCUCCGACUGACAUGGAUUGUUGGGAUGGCUGGCAUCAUGCAGUCCCUCCUGAUUGUCCUCAUGUGCUGCUCUUGUACAAUGCUCACGGCCAUUUCAAUGAGUGCCAUCGCUACCAAUGGUGUUGUUCCAGCUGGAGGGGCAUACUUCAUGAUCUCACGCUCCCUUGGCCCUGAGUUUGGAGGAGCUGUGGGCCUGUGCUUCUACUUGGGCACCACCUUCGCCUCUGCCAUGUACAUACUGGGGGCCAUUGAAAUCUUCCUGAAAUAUCUGUUACCGCAGGCGGCCAUAUUUCACCCCACAGACUCCCUUGGGAGUGACAGUGCCAUGCUGAACAAUAUGCGAGUGUACGGCUCUAUCUGCCUCAGCCUGAUGGCUGUGGUGGUUUUUGUAGGAGUCAAAUAUGUCAACAAGCUGGCCUCUCUCUUCCUGGCCUGCGUCAUUAUCUCAAUUGUCUCCAUCUAUGCUGGGGCAUUAAAAUCCAUGACUCAUCCCCCAGAAUUUCCGAUCUGCAUGCUGGGAAACAGGACUUUGGUGAGAGAUCGUUUCGAUGUGUGUGCUAAGACUGUGAUGAAGGGCAACAUCACGGUGCACAGUCAGCUGUGGGAAAGCUUCUGUCUGCCAGGGAACAUGAGCAGCGCUCAGUGUGAUGACUACUUCAUCCAGAACAAUGUAACAGAGAUACAGGGCAUUCCUGGACUGGGCAGUGGGAUUAUUAAAGAAAACAUGUGGAGCGACUACCAACGGAAAGGGGAGAUCUUAGAGAAAGCAGGGCUACAGUCAGAGGACGCUCAUGGUGGCGUGGACAACUUUGGCAUGUAUGUGUCGGCAGACAUUGCUACAUCAUUCACGCUUCUGGUGGGGAUCUUCUUCCCAUCUGCCACAGGCAUCAUGGCUGGCUCCAACAGAUCUGGUGAUCUCCGCGAUGCUCAAAAGUCCAUCCCUGUGGGCACUAUCUUAGCCAUUACUACUACUUCAAUCGUUUAUAUCAGUUCUGUUGUCCUGUUUGGCUCUUGCAUCGAAGGAGUAGUCCUUAGGGACAAGUUUGGGGACGCCGUGCAGAAAACCUUGGUGGUGGGAACGCUCUCCUGGCCGUCUCCAUGGGUUAUUGUCAUCGGCUCCUUCUUCUCCACGGUCGGGGCCGGCCUGCAGUCCCUCACUGGGGCUCCUAGACUUCUACAGGCUAUUGCCAAGGACAACAUCAUCCCUUUCCUCAGGGUGUUUGGUCACGGAAAGAACAAUGGAGAGCCUACAUGGGCCUUACUGCUGACUGGUCUCAUAGCGGAGAUGGGCAUCCUUAUUGCCUCCCUGGAUAUGGUGGCUCCUAUCCUUUCCAUGUUCUUCUUGAUGUGCUAUCUCUUUGUGAACUUAGCCUGUGCAGUUCAGACUCUUUUACGCACACCCAACUGGAGGCCAAGGUUUAAAUAUUACCACUGGGCUCUGUCCUUCCUUGGCAUGAGUAUGUGUCUGGCUCUAAUGUUCAUCUCCUCCUGGUACUACGCUAUUGUGGCCAUGGUCAUUGCUGGGAUGAUCUACAAGUACAUUGAGUUCCAAGGAGCAGAGAAAGAGUGGGGAGAUGGUAUAAGAGGACUGUCCCUCAGCGCUGCACGAUACGCCCUGUUAAGAUUGGAGGUUGGACCCCCACACACCAAGAACUGGAGACCUCAGCUGCUUGUGCUGUUGAAGCUGGAUGAGGACCUCCAUGUAAAAUAUCCUCGACUGCUCACCUUUGCCUCGCAGCUGAAGGCAGGAAAGGGUCUGACCAUCGUGGGCUCCGUCGUGCAGGGAAACUUCCUGGACAGCUACGGGGAAAUGCAGGCAGCUGAGCAGGCCAUUAAGAAUAUGAUGGAGAUUGAGCGAGUCAAAGGUUUCUGCCAGAUUGUGGUGGCCUCUAAGGUGCGGGACGGUAUCGUCCACCUGAUCCAGUCCUGCGGUUUGGGGGGCAUGAAGCACAACACUGUCGUGAUGGGCUGGCCGUACGGCUGGAGACAGAGUGAGGACCCUCGUGCCUGGAAGACUUUUAUCAACACAGUCCGCUGCACAACAGCUGCCCACCUGGCCCUGAUGGUGCCCAAAAAUGUGUCCUUCUACCCGAGCAACCAUGAACGCUUCACCGAUGGCAACAUUGACGUGUGGUGGAUUGUCCAUGAUGGGGGGAUGCUGAUGCUGCUGCCUUUCCUGCUCAAACUGCAUAAAGUGUGGAAGAAAUGCCAGAUGCGCAUCUUCACUGUAGCCCAGAUGGAUGACAACAGCAUCCAGAUGAAGAAAGAUUUGGCCACAUUCCUUUACCAGCUGAGAAUAGAGGCUGAGGUGGAGGUGGUGGAAAUGCAUGACAGUGACAUCUCAGCGUACACCUACGAGCGAACGUUAAUGAUGGAGCAGAGGUCCCAGAUGUUGAGGCAAAUGAGGCUGUCCAGUGCAGAAAGACAAAGAGAGGCCCAGCUGGUUAAGGACAGACACUCUUUGGUUCGUAUGGGAAGUCUGUACUCUGAUGAGGAAGAGGAAGUGGUGGAGGCUCUUCCAGAGAAGGUUCAGAUGACGUGGACAAGAGAGAAGUGUGAGGCUGAGAGGAGGAACAAGAACAACGCACCUGAGAACUUCAGAGAACUGAUGAGCCUCAAACCGGAUCAGUCCAAUGUGCGGCGAAUGCAUACGGCUGUGAAGCUGAACGAGGUAAUAGUCAACAGGUCCCAUGAUGCUCGAUUAGUACUGCUCAACAUGCCAGGGCCACCUCGAAACACCGACGGAGAUGAGAACUAUAUGGAGUUUCUGGAGGUGUUGACUGAAGGCUUGGAAAGAGUGCUGCUGGUCCGAGGCGGAGGUCGGGAGGUCAUCACCAUCUACUCAUGAUCAAUCAUCAGCUGCUACACAGGAGCAUCGGCUUCAUCGCAGCACCUCUGGACGGUUCUCGGUAGAUGCAAGAAUUUAACGCUUUUAUUGUGAAGUAUGAUUUUUUUUUAGUACAAAGAUUUAUUCUAUUCUUGUAGAAUAUUGGGUCACACUCGUGUACAUAUCCACGAUCGACUUUACAAAUGAAAGUUGUUAUUUUUCUCCCUCAGAAAUCAAUACUUGUCAAGCACAAACUUUAGAUAUUCUUAUUUAUAGGUCACAAAUACCUCGUCUUAUGUGAUAAUAAAUCUAUAUUUGACAAUUUGGCAGACUAACCUGAGUAGGGCACAUGUUGGUUGAACAGUUUUAUUCGUAUGCCAGAUUUUUUAUUUUGAAAAAGCUCUUUUUGGAAGCAGAACUCUAUUUAUUUAUUUAUUUUUGAAAGAUUUCCCCACUGAGGUAAAGACAAUGUUACUGUGGAUAAUAAAACACAGUGCUGUAAAGGUGGCAUGCCAGAGAUUAUGAUAAUUUAUGAUUUUUUUGGAAAGAUAUGUGUUGAUAUGACAGAAUAAUGUAUAUGAAUGACUUUUGAACUGUUACAUUUCUACUUUUUUCUACAGACCAGAGAAGUUUAUCUAUUCACAAAAAAAGAUGGCGUGCUUUAAAGUUCCUAUCCUUAAGAUUUCUAUUAAAUCUUCUGCAUUUGUUCUACCAUUCAAUAGGUAUUUAUAUUUAUAAGCUAGUCUUCAGCGUUAGUGGUGGAGUCCGCCAUUCCCACACUGGAUUAUAAUUGUCUCACUACACACACUUACAACAUGAGUGUGUGUGUGUGUGUGUGUGCUGUUAACAGACACACCAGUUGUAUUUCUGUCCAAGUAGCUGCACAAGGAGUGUUUACUGUAGUAUUAAACAGCAGUUGCUGUUACCACGGAAACAUAAGAUAAGAUGUACUUUACUGUCUCGCUACAUCACACAACACACUUGCCAACAACGCCACAAUGCACGUACACACAGAUACACACACAUACACUCGUGCAUAAAUGUGUCGGUAGUUCUUUAACCAUAAGUGUUGCCAAAUGGCUGAAAUCUUAAGGAUUACAACUUUAAGCAGAUCUGAUCUCAGCGACGUGACACUUUCAGACACUGUUUUGUGUCUUUUGGGGUCUUUUUCUAAGAAGCUGGGAAUAACAGUGUUUCAGAGCAUAUAGUGUAGAGAUCAGAUGUUUAUUUUUAUGUAGACUGAACUAUAUGUAAUAGCCCACAGUGUUUUAUAUGUAAGUGAUCGACUAUGACAAACUGUGUAGUUAUUAAAAACUAAUCAUGCAA
Cottoperca gobio is the source of this 4705-nucleotide messenger RNA. RefSeq names its product solute carrier family 12 member 4 (gene slc12a4). The transcript is spliced from 24 exons. Gene Ontology annotation, biological process: chemical synaptic transmission; cell volume homeostasis; potassium ion import across plasma membrane. The record is from RefSeq and is a predicted model, not a curated record. The coding region runs from base 116 to 3400 and encodes 1094 amino acids. Gene Ontology annotation, molecular function: potassium:chloride symporter activity. Lineage: Eukaryota; Metazoa; Chordata; Actinopteri; Perciformes; Bovichtidae. Gene Ontology annotation, cellular component: plasma membrane.